AUGGUCAAGGCUGUCAAAGGAGUCUUAGUAGAAUGCGAUAGUACAGUCAAACAAAUUGUUUUGAAUCUCAACAAACGCAGCAAUUUUGUAAUUGAAGAUCUAGACGAAACUCAUCUUUUCAUCGAAGCCUCUUCUGUUCCCCAACUACGUUACGAAUUGGACAAGGUCUUGGACGAAAACUCCUACACGAUUUCAAACGAAGAAAAGGAUACGCGCCAUAAGAGCUAA
Molecule: messenger RNA, 228 nt
Organism: Phycomyces blakesleeanus NRRL 1555(-)
Lineage: Eukaryota; Fungi; Mucoromycota; Mucoromycetes; Mucorales; Phycomycetaceae
Exons: 1
Coding region: 1-228 (75 amino acids)
Biological process (GO): transcription by RNA polymerase II; nucleotide-excision repair; transcription initiation at RNA polymerase II promoter
Cellular component (GO): transcription factor TFIIH core complex; transcription factor TFIIH holo complex
Source: RefSeq, a predicted model, not a curated record